Messenger RNA from Linum tenue, 3364 nucleotides. The record is from the annotation of a GenBank genome assembly. NCBI's taxonomy places the organism in Eukaryota, Viridiplantae, Streptophyta, Magnoliopsida, Malpighiales, Linaceae.
CUGAAUCCCCAUUCUGACCCUCAUCCCUAUCUCCCCUUCCCUCUGUCUAUAUAUACACACACAGUUACCAAUGUGGCUGAGCCUCGCCGUCGAAGAUGACCAACGAGAGGAAUAUUUAAUCCCUAGUAUAUAUAUAUCCAGAAGUCCUACAGAUCAUUUUGAGAUUAACGGCCGAGGUGUAACAAACACAAAAAAAAAUGGCGGUCAAAGAUCCCCCUCACUCAUCGUACUGUACAACCCCACAGUCGGAGAAGCUUCAGCAGGAUGGCAGCCCGCCGGCGGCGGCCAAUAACAGUAACAACAGCUUGAUGGUUGCUCCGCCGGCGGUGAUGACCCCUAAGCUGCCGGAAAAAUCGACUAAGAAACAGCCCGGCGGAUGGAGAGCCAUGCCUUACGUUUUAGGAAAUGAGACGUGCGAGAGGUUGGCGACGUUUGGAUUGUUCGCAAACUUCAUGGUGUAUCUGACGAAAGAGUAUCACAUGGAGCAGGCCAAAGCUGCACAGCUUCUCAACGUCUGGUCCGGCUUCACUAACUUCCUGCCGCUCAUCGGCGCCUUCGUCUGCGACGCCUACGUCGGCCGCUUCAAAACCAUUGCUUUCUCCGUCUUCGCCGAACUUCUGGGGAUGGUAACAAUCACACUGACAGCGUGGCUGCCGCACCUCCGCCCACCCAAAUGCGACGCCGUCUCCCCAUCCUCCACGUCGGCUGCCUGCGCGGGGCCCACCUCGAGCCAGCUGGGCGUCCUGCUGGCGGGCCUCUGCCUGCUUUCCGUCGGGGCGGGCGGGAUCCGACCCUGCAGCAUCCCGUUCGGGGUGGACCAGUUCGACGGUCGGACCGAAGCCGGGGUCAAAGGGAUCAACAGCUUCUUCAACUGGUACUACACCACCUUCACCGUCGUCAUCCUCCUGGCGCUCACCGUCAUCGUCUACAUCCAGGAUUCGAUCAGCUGGGCGCUCGGCUUCGGGAUUCCGACGGCGUUCAUGUUCGGCUCCAUCUUCUUGUUCUUCAUGGGCACCAGGAUCUACGUCCACGUCAUGCCUGAAGGCAGCGUCUUCUCCGGGAUCGUCCACGUCUGCUCCGCCGCAUACAAGAAGCGCAACCUUAAGCUUCCCGACGCCGCCGCAGACGGUGCACGGUUCUAUGACCCGCCGGCUAAGGACUUCGUCAUAAACAAGCUCCCCCUCACCAGUCAGUUCAGCUUCUUAAACAAGGCGGCAAUCAUAGAGCAAGAACACGUGGAGCUGAACCAGCAAGGCCAGCCGUCGGACCCGUGGAGCCUAGUCAGCAUCCAAGAAGUGGAAGAAGUCAAAUGCCUGCUCAAAAUCAUCCCCGUCUGGUCGGCCGGAAUCAUAAGCCUGACGGCGAUCUCCCAACAGGGUACCUUCACGGUCUCCCAGGCACAAAUCAUGGACCGCCACCUGGGCCCCAAGUUCCAGAUCCCGCCCGGUUCCAUGUUCGUCAUCUCCCUCCUCGUCAUCGGCGCGUGGCUCCCCUUCUACGACCGCGUCUUCGUCCCGGCCAUGACCAGGGUCACCAAGAUCGAGGGAGGGAUCACGCUCCUCCAGCGCGUCGGGAUCGGGAUGGUUUUCUCCGUCCUGUCCAUGGUGGCGGCGGGGAUGGUCGAGCGGGACAGGCGGGGAUUCGUCCACGCGCACCCCGAAGCGCCGCGGAUGUCGGUGAUGUGGCUGGCGCCGCAGCUGGCGCUGAUGGGGAUGUGCGAGGCGUUCAACUUCCUGGGGCAGAUCGAGUUCUACAACAAGGAGUUCCCCGAGCACAUGAGGAGCAUCGCCAACGCGCUCUUCUCGGUGUCGUUCGCCACGGCGAGCUAUUUCAGCAGCGUGCUGAUCGCGGUGGUGAGGAAGGCGACCGGUGGGGGUGGCGGCGGCCGGCGGCGGGCGGAUUGGUUGGCGAAUGAUCUGAAUGAAGGGAGGUUGGAUCUGUUCUACUUUCUGUUGGCCGGGAUGGGGUUCGUGAACUGCUUCUACUUUCUGUACUGUGCGAGUGGGUACCGGUACAAGACCAAGAUGAAGAUCGGCGAGGUGGCGGUGGACGAUGGGAAGUUGGCGGAGAUUGAUGAUGUGGAGAUGAAUUCGGUUAAAGUGGCGAGUUGAUCAGUUGGUUAAGUGAAGCGGGUAGGGUUUAAUUUGGUGUACUUACUUAUAUAUAUUGGGUCUGGGUUUGGUAUCUCAUAUGUGCUAGUUCGCAGAGAAUAUAUAUGUCCCCUUGUGGGGUAAAAGUACUUGGUAUGUCAAUAACACAAGAUGUUAACGUUUAUAUAAUCGACAAUCAAAAGUUCAGAAAAGGAAGAACAAAGAGUCUGGGGGAACUUCUGGGUUUGUAGGACAAAUUCAAUGACAGGAUUUUGCAGGAGCUGGUAUUCUACCUAAACGUGAAACUAAGAGUGUACCUGAAGGCAAUGAUGGGUAUACAGAUAUCGGGCUCUCUAUUGAUGAUCUGAGUCGACUACAGAGGCUGCUUAAUCAUUAUAGUCCUCCGGCAUCUCCAACUUCACCUAUUGCUCCUGGAGGAUUAAACCUGGCUUCAGUGAAUCACCAACAAACUCCUAUGGUCAACUCACUGAGUAGACACCUAUCUGUGAAUCCUAACUUUUCAGGUAAAUUCACUUUAAACUCAUACUUCCUUAAGCAUCCAAUGGAAUUUGUCAGUGUUUGGUUCCUUGACACGGGUGCCACUAUUCAUGUCACCUGUUCUAUUUCCAACUUCUUAAAGUAUGAACCUGUUCAAGGUAUUCUUAUAACCUUACCCGAUGGAUCUAAAACUCCAGCUACACAUUGUGGUAGUGUAAGGCUUACAUCUGAAUUGGUCAUUCAUGGUGUUUUGUUAGUUCCAGCCUUUUAAUUCAACCUAGUCUCAGUUAGUAAGCUCACUAAGUCCAUGCCAAUCUUUCUUACCUUUGAGUCCAACAUUUGUCACAUUCAGGACCUUCAAACCAAGAGGAGGAUUGGUUUUGCCCAAGAGACUAGAGGACUCUAUCGACUUACCAUACAUCCAGAAGACACUACCACCCUUGUUAAUUCCAUCAAGACUCAAAACUUAAGACCCCAAUCCUUUGAUCUAUGGCAUUGGAGGCUUGGUCAUCCUUCCAUUUUUUGAGCCAAAGAACUAAAGAAGACUAUACCAGACAUUUCUAUAGGAUCUUUUUCUCAUUGUGAUGUUUGUCACCUUUCCAGACAGAAACACUUACCAUUUUCUUCAAGCCAGACUGUGGCAAGGAGCAAUUUUGAACUCAUUCAUGUUGAUAUUUGGGGGCCUUUGGCCACUGCCAGUUACAAUGGAUAUCAAUAUUUUCUUGCCCUAGUUGAUGAUAGAUCUAGAUGUGUUUGGAUUUAUCUCAUGAAGCAUA